CACUUCCGGGCGCGCGGCCGAGGCGGCGGCGGCGGGUCAGUCGGUCGAGCUGUUGGAACCGGCCUCCUCCUCCUCCUCCUCCUCCUCAGUGGGCAAAGGGGGGUUCACCACGGGGUUUUCUUUCCCCGCUGAGGAGGAGCCGCCACCGCCACUACAGCCACAGCCGCCGCGAUGGAGCCGGAGUCGGUGAUCGAGGACAAGACCAUCGAGCUGAUGUGUUCUGUGCCAAGGUCUUUGUGGCUAGGCUGCUCCAACCUGGUAGAGAGCAUGUGCGCACUGAGAUGCCUGCAGAGCAUGCCCAGUGUCAGAUGUCUCCAGAACACAUCAGUAAUGGAGGAUCAAAAUGAAGAUGAGUCUCCAAAGAAAAACACACUGUGGCAGACCAUAGAGUCUAACUGGCGAUGUGGAAGGCACAACUUGCAAAGAAUUCAGUGCCGCUCUGAAAAUAGUAAAGGCGUUUACUGCUUACAGUAUGAUGAUGAGAAGAUUAUCAGUGGCCUAAGGGACAACUCCAUUAAGAUUUGGGAUAAAAAUGGAUUGGAAUGUUUGAAAAUAUUAACAGGACAUACUGGCUCAGUUCUCUGUCUGCAGUAUGAUGAAAGAGUCAUUGUAACUGGAUCAUCUGACUCCACUGUGAGAGUGUGGGAUGUGAACACAGGCGAAGUCCUGAAUACACUGAUCCAUCAUAACGAGGCAGUGCUGCACUUGCGUUUCAGUAAUGGCUUAAUGGUCACCUGUUCGAAGGACAGAUCAAUUGCUGUGUGGGACAUGGCCUCCCCGACUGACAUUACACUGCGCCGCGUAUUAGUUGGUCAUCGGGCUGCAGUAAAUGUGGUUGACUUUGAUGACAAGUAUAUUGUAUCUGCUUCUGGGGAUAGGACCAUUAAAGUCUGGAGCACAAGCACAUGUGAAUUUGUUCGCACUCUCAAUGGGCACAAGCGGGGCAUUGCCUGCCUCCAGUAUAGGGAUCGACUUGUCGUGAGUGGAUCAUCAGACAAUACCAUUAGGCUUUGGGAUAUUGAAUGUGGGGCCUGUUUAAGAGUGCUAGAAGGCCACGAAGAGCUGGUUAGAUGCAUCCGGUUUGAUAACAAGAGAAUUGUAAGCGGAGCCUAUGAUGGCAAAAUCAAAGUUUGGGAUUUACAAGCUGCUCUCGACCCUCGUGCCCCAGCAAGUACGCUAUGCUUACGUACAUUGGUGGAACAUUCAGGUCGUGUGUUUAGACUUCAGUUUGAUGAAUUUCAAAUCAUUAGUAGUUCCCAUGAUGAUACCAUAUUGAUUUGGGAUUUUUUAAAUGUGCCCCCCAAUGCACAAAAUGAGACACGCUCUCCAUCCAGAACAUACACUUAUAUCUCCAGAUAACAGUCUGCAAUUUGCUACUUACUAAGGAUUCCACAGUCUUUGAACUACUGGACAUUUGGCGAUGACACACCCGAAGACAUUAGCCAGAGCUAAAGUCAGAAGCAGUUCUAGGUGCUGUGUUAGACACAAAAACAGCACAAUUCUAUAUCUAAACUUUACCUUUCUGAGUCCUCCUUCACUCAGUGGUCUCUAAGGAACUGACUGAGAAUUCACUGAGUCCAGGUAGAAGAAAUUCAGUCUAUUCUUCACUCCAAUGCAAGAUCCAAAGCUUCAUGAGUAAAUUGCCCAUAUACACUGAACUGACAGCUUGUUUUUCCAGGAGUAAAUCAGAUGUCAAGAAAGGACUGGACCUAAUUUAUAUUUGCUUUGCACUUUGAUCUGACUCUGAAGAAGAAAAACAUUCUCAGUGAAAUGUGGGUGCCAAACACAUACCCAGAAUGUACAGGGCUCUGCUUUCAAAGUCGUCCUCCUUCUGCAGACUUUACGUUUCACAGAUGAUGCGGAUCCUGUUCCAUUGACUAGGAGUAUCAGUUGGACUGGAUAUUUCUGAAUGGAUCAGUAAUAUUUUGGAUGAUAGUUGACCUAUUUCUGCACCAGUAAUUUGCUUUAAUUUAAAGAUUGUAAAUUGGGCUAGAGUAUCUAAACUAGGUGUACAGCACUGUUUCCCCCAUCUUUUAAUUGUGCCCUGUACCACAGCUGUCGUCCUCCUCCUCCUCCUCCCCCCACUCCUCCUCAUCAUGUUUGGUAUAGUCGGAUCCUUCAUGUGUGCUUGCCUCAUUAUUUCCAAUACCGUAACUGUAUAAGCAUGUAGAUAUAAUGUACAUAAACAUUGUAACCUCCAAGUGCUGGGAGUCAGGGUCUCCUGAUACUGUACACAGAUGUCAAGGCAAAGCCGUUCAGCAUCCAGGCAUUCUUACUACUGGCACCAGACAGGGUUGGGAUGUAUCACUUUAGAAAUAUUUCUGGGAAAAGGAGGAUUUGGGCAUUCAUUAGAAUUUUCUCUUUUAAAAAUGGAGUGCAUUAUCUUAAUGUUAGCUUCUAAAAUUUUCGUAAAUGUAAAAGUUAAAAUUUGUCUCUCCCCCAUGCCCCAACACAUGCUUCGGUGUUCGCAGAUCAUCUGAAGCGAUUGGCCAAAGUUGCAGAUACUCGCUGCAGCUUUAAAACCCACUCAAAUAGUCCUUGAUGACUAUACUUCUAAGCUGAUCUGAAGAUGAAGUGUUACUUCAUUGUGAUCUUGUAGGAGAUGAUGGCUGUUCCUUGCUAUUUACUUCAAGAAACCUAGCAGUUAAUGGCACACAAUCAUAGGGAUUUCUACUCUCUUGAAAAGUAUGACCAGCCAUGGCUAUUAGUCAUGUAUGUCCCUACAUGAAAGCAAACUCUUUAGACAUACCACCUCUGUAUCUUCUAAGUUAUUGCUGGACAGCGUUGUUUAGUAGCUGCUAAUGCUCGUUUUAGAAAUUAUUAACUAAGAAAAUAUAAUGCUCUUUGGUCUAGGAGCUGUAGUUGGCAUGGAUAUGAACACUGUCAUUCCUUCAUCAUAUGAGUUUGUUUCCCCUUUACUGCCACUCCCAGUUUCUUUCUCUCUUUUUCCCCUUCUCCCCCUUUUGAUUGAGGGGUUCAAGGAAUGUUGAUAACCAAUUUAAAUGACCAAUGAAUGAAUCUUGCUUAUUUAGUGGAACGGCUAUGGCUGGACAGUUCCCUUGCACACCUACCAGCUUGUCAGUCAAAUUAAACAAGAAAGCACACAUCAGAUGUGCAAAAGACGCAACUUGAGCUGCUUCUGCUAUUCUACUCAUUGCCUUCCUACAAAUUACACAUCUACUAUUUUGAGCCCAGAAAAUUCCCCUCCACAGUGAACCCCACAAAAAUAAGACUUAGGACAUGGCUACCAUCAGAUCCCACAAAAUCCAUAUGAGGACACUUCCCAUGUUCUCUGUUUUAAUACUGUUGACAGUAUGGAAGUGGAUUACUUCUCCCUGCCCCUCCCCCGUGUCAUUGAAUAGCUGUAAUAUGUCUAUUACAGUCCCGAAGACACAGGUAUUUAUGGAGAACUAUCCUUUUUUAAUGCAUGUUUAAGAUGAAAUUCAUGUUUUUUCCAUGGGAAAUAAUGGUAUUUGAAGACGCAGCCUAAACUACUUUUGAUUGUGCUUGGUGUAACAUAGCCGUGGAGUUUGUGACUGGCACCCAAGGAACCUGGCUCCUGGGACUAAUGAUAGUACUGGCUGUACUCUGGACUUUGUUUCGCUAAUCAUAACUGAGCAGCUGUAUGUUACUGCUAGAUUAAUGUUUCAAAGCACUGGGAUAGUCUUAUUCUAACUUGUAAUUAUGUUUGCCAGUUACCUGUUUGGAAAGUUUGUGUAUGAACAGCUUAUUGGACAACUGUUGAACUGUACAGAUAUUGUUCAUGAUAUAAGGCUUUGUACUGUGGAAUGUGCUUAAUAAAAAAAAUUCUGAACUUCA
Molecule: messenger RNA, 3819 nt
Organism: Varanus komodoensis (Komodo dragon)
Lineage: Eukaryota; Metazoa; Chordata; Lepidosauria; Squamata; Varanidae
Gene: FBXW11
Product: F-box and WD repeat domain containing 11
Exons: 11
Coding region: 172-1359 (395 amino acids)
Molecular function (GO): protein binding
Source: RefSeq, a predicted model, not a curated record